Molecule: messenger RNA, 441 nt
Organism: Recurvomyces mirabilis
Lineage: Eukaryota; Fungi; Ascomycota; Dothideomycetes; Mycosphaerellales; Teratosphaeriaceae
Gene: DAD2
Product: DASH complex subunit dad2
Exons: 2
Coding region: 1-441 (146 amino acids)
Biological process (GO): mitotic cell cycle; attachment of spindle microtubules to kinetochore
Cellular component (GO): mitotic spindle midzone; DASH complex; mitotic spindle pole body
Source: RefSeq, a predicted model, not a curated record
AUGGCGUACUCACAUCGCCAGACAACGCUGCCGUCGCACAUUCGGCCAUCCUCAGGCUUCGCCAAUAAUGCCUCCGCAAGUACACAGUCCUCGGCCUUACAGGCACGAAUCAACGAAAAGCGAGUGGAAUUGGAGAACCUGAAACAAUUACGCGACUUGAGUGGUGGACUAGCGGGACAAAUGCAGCAGCUAGAGGAGAAGCUCGCGACGCUCAGUAAUGGGACGGAAGCUGUAGCGGCGGUGCUUGGAAAUUGGAACAAUGUGUUACGAGCUAUACAUAUGGCUAGCACCAAGAUACCACGGCCCAAGGAGAAUGAUGAUGCAGAGGCUCCUGCUGCCGAAGAAGAGAUACCUCUACCCCAGACCCUGGUCCGGAUUCCUAUCCAGCAGGCUGAAGCCAUGCAGAAAGAGGCCGAGGCGGCUCUAGAAGCUGGUGAAUGA